Adineta ricciae is the source of this 273-nucleotide messenger RNA. The record is from the annotation of a GenBank genome assembly. Lineage: Eukaryota; Metazoa; Rotifera; Eurotatoria; Adinetida; Adinetidae.
UCGAAGAUGAUGAACAAACACGUCUCUUUACAACAUUUUUGGGUGUGGCCACCAAUUUUUCAUCGUCUAGUUUUGCUGAUCGUCUAUCAAGUGUGCCUAAAGUAGUGAAGAGUAUUGCUGAUCUUCUUGAUGCAAUGCGUCGUGAAGUCGAAGAAUUUGCUGAUAUUGCCAAUCAAUUCGAAGAACUUGUUUACAUAUUUGGUAAACUUGUGAUCGAUACACAACAUAAAAUGGGCUUGAUUUUACCUCAUAUGUUUGAAGCUAAAGAUCAUC